Molecule: messenger RNA, 1557 nt
Organism: Mercenaria mercenaria
Lineage: Eukaryota; Metazoa; Mollusca; Bivalvia; Venerida; Veneridae
Molecular function (GO): NADH dehydrogenase activity
Source: RefSeq, a predicted model, not a curated record
GUUUUUCGUAAAAUUAUAAGAAAAUAUGAUGAUUGAAAAGACAGCAGGAUAUUUAUUGUCAAGGCAGUUAGUUACUGGUCUGUGUAAGAGAGAUUUGUCAUCUACUGGGCGGCAAAGAUUGAUCAUUCUUGGAACAGGCUGGGGAAGUUACAGUGUGUUGAAGAAAAUAGACAAGAAACUGUAUGAUGUUAUUGUAGUGAGUCCCAGAAAUCACUUCCUGUUUACACCACUGCUGUGCAGUACCACUGUCGGAACCCUAGAGUUCAGGUCAAUAAUUGAGCCAGUCAGGAACACUGGAUUUAGACAGACAGAUCACUUCCACCUGUCUCGAGCUGCAGGAAUAGAUUUCAAGAACCAGAUUGUACACGUUGAGAGUGGUCUGAAACAAGAUUCUACAUAUGAUCUGUCAUACGAUAAACUAGUGAUUGGAGUUGGAUCACUUAGCAACACAUUUAAUACACCUGGUGUUAAUGAACACGCUUUCUUCCUAAAGGAAGUUGGUGAUGCUCGUAGAAUACGCAACAAGAUUUUAAGUAACUUUGAGCUGGCCACACAGCCAUCUUCAAGCCCGGAUGAAAGUGGUAGGCUGCUGCAUAUUGUAAUAGUUGGAGGAGGACCGACUGGGGUAGAGUUUGGUGCAGAGGUGUAUGAUUUUGUUGAACAGGAUGUGACAAGAUUGUACAAAGCCAAGAAGGAUGAUGUAAGGGUAACAUUAGUAGAGUCUAACCAGAUUCUGUCCUCAUUUGAUGCCAAACUGAGAAAGUAUGCUGAGAAAAAGAUACAGGGAAGGAGAGGGUUCAAGUUGAAGAGGGACUUUGUCACAGGUGUAUUUGAAGAUCACGUACAGUUGGCUAGCGGAGAGAAAAUGCCAUGUGGAAUGGUUGUAUGGAGUACAGGUCUAGCUCCACGGGACUUUGUUAGAGAACUUGAUAUAGCAAAGAAUGAAAGAGGACAAAUUUUAACAGACCGCUACUUGAACGUUCUCGGAGAUCCAAGUGGAAAUAGUUUUGCUAUAGGAGAUUGUGCUGAUAUAAAAGAUUACCCUCUCCCUUGUACAGCUCAGGUUGCUGAAAGACAGGGAAAGCAGCUCAGUGGUGGCCAGAAAGAGGAGUUCACUUUCACCAGUGCAGGAAUGUUAGCUUAUAUAGGCAGCUAUGAAGGGCUUACUGAUCUACCCAAGACAAAACUACAAGGUUUUCCCUCCUGGUUUCUAUGGAGAUCAGCAUAUCUGACUCAGCUUGGAAGUUGGAGAUUGAGAAUGCAAGUGCCCCUAGACUGGACAAAAACAUUACUGUUUGGACGAGAUAUAUCAAGAUUUGACUAGUUGUUUUUGUAAAUGUGUUGGAUCUUACAGGAAAUAAAUCAGUGUGCAUUGGACAACUUUGUGCGAUGUAUUUACAGUCAUAUAUUUAAGUAUCUGUUGGUUAGAAAUUUUGCUUCCCAUUAUAGGUAAGCUAAUAAAGUAAACAUUUAGUUGUAUGGUACAUGUGUAACUGGCUAGCUAGACUAAAUGAGCCGUGCCAUGAGAAAACCAACAUAGUGGGUAUGCGACCAGCA